ACCCCUGGUGCCCAAAAUGAAAACUAAACAUACGUCAUCAGUAGAUUAGUUCAACGUUAGAUGCCAGAGUACGCUAGCGUGGCGAGAAAAAUUUCGCACGUCUAUUUUUGCAGUCUGCUGUUCUGGUUGAGGAGGGCCAUUUUGUGUAUAUUCAGAAGUUUUACACCAUUAUACGUCUCAAAUAUGAUGAAUGUUGUAACGAAAUCUGGGAACUUAGCGCCCUACUUGAAGCAAGCUACGCAAGCUGUUCCUUCUCAAAUCAAACCACUUACGAAACCAGUUGUAAUAUCAUCGUCUUUAACGGUCCAACCACCCUCGAUAAAAUGUACGAUACAAGGGUUAUACUCAGCUUUACCGAAAGGUCAAACCAAAGUAUUUUCUGGAAUUGCUGCGGGCGUGCAGGUGCGACUGGCGCACACGGACGUCCAGGUGCCAGACUUCUCCGCGUACCGCAGGAAGCAGGUGGCUGACCCCGGUGUCCGGAACAGCGAGAGUGCAGACGAGCGCAGGGCGUUCUCCUACCUCAUCGCUGGAGGGGGGGCCAUCGCCAGCGCAUACGCGGCCAAGUCGGUCGUCACGCAGUUCAUCAUGACGAUGAGCGCCAGCGCGGAUGUCCUCGCGCUGGCCAAGAUAGAGAUCAAGCUGAGCGACAUCCCGGAGGGGAAGAGCGUCACGUUCAAGUGGCGGGGGAAGCCCCUCUUCAUCAGGCACCGCACUGGGGAGGAGAUCAGCAAGGAGGAGAGCGUGGAUGUGAACAGCCUGCGAGACCCACAGCACGACAGUGAGCGGGUGAAGGUCCCACAGUGGUUGGUGGUCCUGGGAGUGUGUACGCACCUGGGCUGUGUGCCCAUUGCCAACUCCGGCGAUUUCAACGGCUACUACUGCCCAUGUCACGGCUCACAUUAUGAUGCAUCGGGGCGCAUUCGCAAGGGACCAGCACCCUUGAACCUCGAAGUCCCACCCUACGAGUUCAUGGAAGAAGGGCUUUUGGUUGUUGGUUGAGAUUCUUGGCAAGUGUAACCAGUAACUUAGUGCAUUGUACAUUUUCAAAAUCAGAAAAAUACAUGUUGUAAAUAGA
This is a messenger RNA of Bacillus rossius redtenbacheri, 1078 nucleotides long. It is a transcript of the gene RFeSP, whose product is annotated as cytochrome b-c1 complex subunit Rieske, mitochondrial. The transcript has 5 exons. The coding region runs from base 61 to 1002 and encodes 313 amino acids. Gene Ontology annotation, cellular component: membrane. Gene Ontology annotation, molecular function: 2 iron, 2 sulfur cluster binding; quinol-cytochrome-c reductase activity. Gene Ontology annotation, biological process: mitochondrial electron transport, ubiquinol to cytochrome c. NCBI's taxonomy places the organism in Eukaryota, Metazoa, Arthropoda, Insecta, Phasmatodea, Bacillidae. The record is from RefSeq and is a predicted model, not a curated record.